Messenger RNA from Symbiodinium sp. CCMP2456, 2208 nucleotides. Lineage: Eukaryota; Dinophyceae; Suessiales; Symbiodiniaceae. The record is from the annotation of a GenBank genome assembly.
AUGGAACGGCCCAGGGCUGCUUUCUGGGAGCUCCAUCGGAAGCUCGGCGAGAGCUUCGAUGCCGAAAUGACGGCGCUGAGGGAGGAGCUCACGAGCCUGAAGCGCCUUCAGACGUCUCUGAGCGAGGAGCAUGUCACUCCUAUCGACGAUUCUGCCAUUGCACGGCAGAAAUCACCGGUCUCAGGCGAUUCUUUCCGCUCACGGUUAUCGCCCCAUGGCCCACCUCCGCCAGAGGAAGAGAUACAGUUUCUGGAAAGUCUUGGUGAUGUCAGCCCUGACACCAGCAACCGAUGGAGCUCGACGUCGUUUGCGGACGACCUCCGUGUGGCGCUGGGUAGCCGAGCCGACGUCCGACGCAUUGUGCAGCAGCAAACUCAAGGCACAUUCGGCCGCAUAGAUGAGGACUCGAUUGGCGGUCGCAUCUCUGGCACUGGAGGUGACGAGAAUCACUUCGAGUUCAAGCUCCGUGAGUUCUGGCAUCGGGCGGUGGACGAAGAGCCGCUUGCCGAGGGCCCCAGCGGACCCAGCGGCGGUCGCAAGCACAGCAGCAGUGCUCAAAUGGUUUUUCCGGAUUCGUCGAAAGCGAUCAUAGGAGGAUCUGCGCGGGAGUCCGUGCUGCCCUUCAUCCAGCAUCCCGGAAGUCCUCUCCGGGCCUGGUGGGAUGUUCUGGGGAUGACCUUGCUCACCUUUGACAUAGUCGUGAUCCCGCUGCGCUUCUUCGACCCACCGGAGACCCUCGUCCUGGUGAUCAUGUCCUGGGUGACACAGCUAUUCUGGAACUUGGACAUCCUUGUCUCCUUCAUUACCGGCUACUACCACAAGGGCAUCCUGGUGCUCGACCUCAGACGCAUCGUCAAGCACUAUGCGACCACGUGGUUUCCUUUCGACGCUACCGUCGUGGGAAUCGAUUGGCUUCUUUAUGGCCUAGAGGGGCGGAAUCAAACCGCUGGCGUGGCCCGUCUUUCGAAGACGGUACGAAUCCUUCGAUUCUUGCGCUUGGUCCGCCUUGCCAGGCUCGCGAAGGUCAGUACCAUGGUGGAAGCUCUCCAGGAGCAGAUCAACUCACAAGUGGCAACCAUCCACUACAGCAUCUUCAAGAUCAUCGGCCGGAUGAUGCUGCUGAAUCACGUGAUCGCUUGCUCCUGGUGGGGCAUCGCGCAGCUGGACGAGGGCCAGCCAAACUGGAUUUCCGAGAACCAGCUGGAGGGCCGCUCCAUCGAAUACCAGUACAGCACUGCGCUGCAUUGGUCUUUAACCCAGCUUGGCGUGGGGCAGACGAACAUAGAGGCAGUCAACUUUGCCGAGCGACUGUUCUCCAUCUUCAUCACUUUCUGUGCGUUGAUCACCUUCUCCACGCUGGUGAGCUCGGUCACGUCUCUGAUGGCCAGUCUCCAGCGCCUCAAGACCGAGGAGAUCGAACAGUUCCGGUCUCUUCGGCGCUUCCUGGUGCAGAACGAGAUUCCCGCGGACCUCGGGCAUCGUGUUACGCGCUUCCUGCAGUACACCUAUGCUUUGAGGCACGAGGCGCUGAGCCUGGAUGUUCACCUGCCCAUCCUCAACCUGUUGUCCAAGCCCUUGCAAGCGGAACUCCAACUGGCUAGAUACCGAGAGUGUCUGCGCGAGUGCGCCUUCUUUGACCGACUGUUGCAGCACGACAGCUUCCACGUGGUCCGGGUGCUUCGGGAGGUGGCCACGGGCGCCCUUCUCAGAGAUCUGAGACAUUCUGAGACGGAGGGACUCCGCUGUGAGCGAAGUUCGGCGAGACUUAUGGAAACGCAGAAGGAUUUUGGAGGUCCAGGAUCUCAGUUUAAAGGGCGGUUCUGUGUCUCGGAGUUCGUUUUUCAGUUUCAGGGCGUCAAUGUUCCGGUCUUCAGACGUCCAAGAGCUGUUGGUAUUCUCAGGUUCCCUGGAUGGUUCUUGCAAUGUCUUGACCCCCGGCUCGGGAUACUUUUGUUAUUGUUUUUGGGUCGGUUUCGGAUCCACGUGGUUGACAUGCCGAACUUGCCAAGAAGAUCUGCUGGCUUCCUGCGCGAACGUCUUGACCAUGCUGGUCAGAUCUGGUCAUCAUGGGCGAGGUCACCUGUGGUGAGGAGCUUGACGACGACGACGACAACGCCGGCCGCAACUAUCUUCGUCGGCAGAAGAAAAACAGAAGUAUUCAGCAACAGGACGGGGCAUGCUGUACUCCACUGUUCUGGCGGCGGGUGA